CCGUGUACCGCCAUGCCAUCUGCUCGUCUCUAUUUUGCUAUUUUAAAGUGUGUCCCCGGGCACAUGCGCUGCCCAGGAGAAGCAGGAAGUGAGAAAGCGCCAGGUCUGGGCUGGACCAGGACUGGGCCACAGCGGCCACAUGGGAAUCCGCGCCUUGACGCCACCCCACCGCCACCUCCGGCCACCCCGUCCUGUGUUCCCUGCACCCUCUUCUUUCUUCCGGUCUCCAUCUCUCCUCUCCUCUCUCCCCGCCACUCUCCCUUUCUCUAUUUGAACCUGUCUCCUCUCUCCACCGCCCCCUCCCUUCCGAGGCCUUCCUCUGAACCGCCCCUCCCCGACGCAGAGCCGCCUUCCCGGCACCCCUGCACCUCGCCCUGCAGGCCCUCCAGGCUCUGGGCAGGAGGCAGGUGCCCAGGGAGGCCCGCACAGGCUCUGGGCAGGAGGCUGGCCAGACCUGGCUGGGUCGGGGAGCCAGGGGCCAGGCGUGGGAGGACCCUGGUGACCCCCGCUUUCUCUCUCUGUCUGACCUGGACCCUGGACACUGCCUGGAGGAGGAAAGAGGAAAGCGGCACAGGCUGGGACAGGCAGCCGCAGCCCGGGACGCGCCACACGGAAGGCCCUCUCCCGACUUCCAUUUGCAGAAGGGAAACCCGGCGCCAGUGUUUCCGCGGACCCACCACCGCAGGACGGGGCUUCCCACCCACCUUGGCCAGGACGACAGUGCCCCCUGCCGGGCACGUCUCCCUAACCAGGCCACAGGAUCCCCCAGGCACAUCCCGAGACCGUGAAACCCUCAUCGCCACCUGCUGGCCGAGGGAGCAACUGCAACCCAGCUGGAUCAGACUGCGGGCGGGAGAACAGGGACCCAGUGUCUACGGAAGAGGGGGGCACAGCGAGCUUGCAACUCUCCAUAAAAAUGAACGUCCUUACUCCCAAUCAAUAAAGAUCUUAUCCAGCACACUUCUCGGCAUGUCAGUUUAGAGUCUGAACACACAUGAUCCCAAGCCAAGGGUGGAUUUUCACCCGCAUUCCCAAGGAAAUGCAACCAGGAUG
This is a messenger RNA of Tupaia belangeri chinensis (Chinese tree shrew), 1053 nucleotides long. RefSeq names its product mucin-5B-like. The transcript is spliced from 2 exons. The coding region runs from base 13 to 981 and encodes 322 amino acids. The record is from RefSeq and is a predicted model, not a curated record. NCBI's taxonomy places the organism in Eukaryota, Metazoa, Chordata, Mammalia, Scandentia, Tupaiidae.